Camelina sativa (false flax) is the source of this 1803-nucleotide messenger RNA. RefSeq lists its product as uncharacterized. The record is from RefSeq and is a predicted model, not a curated record. NCBI's taxonomy places the organism in Eukaryota, Viridiplantae, Streptophyta, Magnoliopsida, Brassicales, Brassicaceae.
CUUCUUUUGUUUAUCACAAGAUUUAGAAUAAUGGCAAGAGUUCAACUAUUUUUAUGCUUCACUAUCCUUUUAGCAUCGGUGGCUCUUCUGGACGUCGUUUCAGCACACCUGAAGCUUAAGCCAAGCUUGCCUCAGAUUGAAGAUCCGAAGACGCUGAAGGAUGUGGAACCUUACACCGUUAAAGUAGUGAUGGUCUUCGUAUCAGACUUAGAGAAGGAAUGUCCCAAGACAAGUAAAUUUAAGGUCUUCUUUGAGAAACUUAGGGCAUACGCCAAGUAUGUUUGCCCAAUAAAAAGAAAAGACCAAGUAGAUUACGACCGCGAUUUGAAGGCCAAAGCCGGGGGCCUCGUUCAGGCCAUAUCAUCUUUUGCGAUUGGAAAGAUAAAAGAGGAAAUUCAAGAAGAGAAAAUGGAAGUCAUUAAUACAUUCAAGUAUAUGAGAUUUGUUGCGACUAAGAUUUUGGGCAGCCGCAAAAAGGAGGAGAGCGAAGAAUCAAUGAAGCUAUCAGCAGAACAACAAAAAGAAAUCAAAGAAGGGAUCUUAAGAUGGGAAACGAUUAUUGCUCGCAUAACAAACACAAUGAUAACGAGCACAAAAGAUUCUUCUUCGAGUGAAACUUCAACAACUGAGAAAGGAGAUUCAAGCGACAAAAGCAAAAGCUCUGGCUCUGAAGGUAAAGGCUCUUCCGAAGACACUCAAGAAUCAAAAUCUAACUCCGGCAGUCCUAGUGGAAGCCCAUCCAGCAGCCCAUCUGGUUCAAGUGGAAAAGAAACUGACUCUAAGGCUAAUAAAACUACUGAUGAAAAAUCUUCAGCUGCAAGUGGAAAAGAAACUGACUCUAAGGAUACUAAAAAUACCGAUGAGAAAUCUUCUGCUACUAGUGGAAAAGAAACUUCCACUAAGGAUACUAAAAUUAACGGAGAAAGUUCAUCCGCUGCAAGUGGAAAAGAAACUUCCUCUACGGAUACUAAAGCUAACGGUGAGAGCUCCGCUAGUGAAAAUACCGAAACUAGUCAGAGCGGCACCGUAAAUGUGGAACAAGUCGAGGCUGAGACUUCCAAACAAGUCUCAUCAUUCAUAAUGAACCUCGAAAAGAAGUGCCCGCAGAAGGAAGAAUACAAAGCCUUCUUCGAGCAACUCAAGGGUACAAUGAUUGCUCCCGUCAAAGAAGGAAAAGAUUUGUUUACUAGGAUUAAAUCUGCUGCUGGUAAAGUAUCUGGUGCCAUGGCGUUUAUUCGGUCAAGAGUUGAAAGCAAAUCAGCUGAGGUUAAACAGUCUAUGGAAACUUACCAGGGAGAAGUGAUGAAGACUCUCCAAGAGUUAGAAACAAUCCACAGUCAAAUUGUGAGUCAGAACAAAGGCAAGAAAGAAGGGUCUUUGACAUGCACACCAGCACAACAGAUGCAGAUUAAGCAGACAAUCACCAAGUGGGAACAAGUCACUACCCAAUUCGUUGAGACUGCAACCCAGACCGAGACAACGUCCUCGUCUUCAACAUCUUCCACCGGCAAGAUGGUGGCAAACUAAACUCAAAAAAAGGCCUAUCUACAUUCAUUCUCAACAAAUCAUCAAAAACAAAAAUAACCUUAUCUUAUAAUUACUAGCUAUACAAUAAAUUUAGAUUUUCAUUUUUUUUUUUUUUUUGUAAAUAAAAUCAAGAUCAGUAUAGGCAUAGAUCUGCUGAUCGUCCUCUGCAAGGAAUAUUUCUCUGUAAGGACAAAUAUAGAUUGUAACAAUCACUCUCAAGUCUCAAGUGAGUCUCAGUGAGUGAGUUCACAUUAAUAAAGUUUUGAUACUUCUCUU